AUACGAGCAGAUAUGACAUCGGAAAGCAUCGAAAUUGACUUGGGGACGACUGCGUGUUGUGUAGCUGUAUACAGGGCAGAUGGAAGAGUGGAGGUCAUUCCAAAUGGUCAGGGCAACUUCAUUACCCCCUCGUACGUGGCCUUCAGUGACAACCAGAGACUCAUCGGCGAGGAAGCCAAAGCCCAGCUGGAGAGGAACAUUGAAAACACUCUCUAUGACUCAAAACGAAUGAUCGGAAGAGCGUACGAUGAUGAACGACUUCAAGCUGUUCGUUCAUCUUGGAAGUUCAACACUGUGCAAAAAAACGGUCAGCUAUGCUAUGAUGUGUUGUGCUACGGCAAAAAGGAGGUGUUGACCCCAGUACAAGUCUCCGGAAUGAUUCUCUCCAGACUCAAAAAGGAAGCAGAAAAAUUCUUAGAAACUUCCAUUUCGGAAGCAGUCAUAACUGUUCCUGCUUACUUCAACAACACUCAGAGAGAAGCUACAGCCCUGGCGGCACAAACUGCAGACUUGAAGGUCCUUCGAAUUGUCAAUGAGCCUACAGCUGCGGUUUUAGCUCAUUGCGACGGUCAAAAAUUUGCGACGGGAGAUAAAAAGAUUCUGGUGUACGAUCUUGGAGGGGGGACUUUUGACAUAACCAUAGCAGAAUGCCAGGAUGAAAUUAUAGACGUCCUAGCUACGUCUGGUGAUUCAUUUCUGGGUGGCAGGGACUUCGAUCAAAACAUGGCUGAAUAUUUCGUUAGACAUGUAGAAAAACAAUGUGGAAAGGGCAUAAAGGAUAACAAAAGGGCCUUUAUUCGACUUCUGCAGGCUUGCAACAUAUCCAAACAUCAACUUUCUUCUGUGACAUCAACUACAGUUGUAGUUGACAACCUUUUGAAUGGAAAAGACUUCACGUCUAACAUCAGUCGAGCCCGAUUUGAAGGUCUAAAUGAGCACCUGUUCAAAAAGACUCUGGACAGCAUCCAAAUUGCCCUAAUUGAUGCCAAACUGCAAAAGGAAGACAUCAACGCCGUGUUGAUGGUAGGUGGAUCCAGUAGAAUUUUCAAAAUCCGGCAAAUGAUCCAGGAGUUUUUCCCGGGCACGCCGUUAGUCAAUUCGGGAAAUCCAGAGGAAACUGUUGCUCGUGGGGCUGCAAUUUUAGCCAGUCUCAUAAAGGCGCCGUCUGCUCAAUUGAUGCAAGUUGUACUAAUUGAUGUGUGCCCUCUCUCACUCGGAGUUCAAUCCAAAGACGAUGUAAUGUCGUUCAUCAUAAAAAGAAACCGCUCUAUUCCGUGCCAAGCGACUAAGGCUUUUCAAACUACUAAAGACAGUCAGCAGUCCAUAAAGUUUUCAAUUUUUGAAGGAGAACGAUCAAUUGCUUCACAAAACAAUAUAUUAGGCUCUUUUAUACUUGAAGGCAUCAAACGCGGUUUUAAAGGACAGUACAAAUAUGAUGUAACCUUCAACGUAGACAUUAAUGGAAUUUUGAACGCGAAAGCUGAAGAGAGGGCGACAGGAAAAUGCGAGGGGGUUACAAUUAGGCGUGAAAAACAUGAACCCGACGAAGUGGAAGCACUUCUUGAAGACGAACAACGAUUUGCAAAUCAGGACCGAAUUGAGAUGCGCCGAGUUCAAGCUAAACAAAAACUGGAACAAUAUCUCUAUCAGGUUUGA
This is a messenger RNA of Symsagittifera roscoffensis, 1656 nucleotides long. Its product is annotated as heat shock 70 kDa protein homolog. Bases 13 to 1656 code for a protein of 547 amino acids. The transcript has 2 exons. NCBI's taxonomy places the organism in Eukaryota, Metazoa, Xenacoelomorpha, Acoela, Convolutidae. Gene Ontology annotation, cellular component: cytoplasm. Gene Ontology annotation, molecular function: ATP-dependent protein folding chaperone; ATP binding. The record is from RefSeq and is a predicted model, not a curated record.